AUGGGGCCAGAUGCCUCUGGUCCUCAGCCCCUUUCCACCAACAAUAUUCUUGCUGCGGCCGCUCCUUUCAAGAAGCCGCUUCUGGACGGAUGGGAUCAGCCGGUGGACAGUGAAAGCGACAAGCGAGUGGAGGAACAAGACCAAGCUGGUGCUCAUCUGCCCCUCUUGCCUCCAGCCGUAAACCAGAUUCCCCAUGACCAUCGCUGCGCCGCGCUGACCAGUGACAUCUGCGAGGUGCUUCUCGGAGAGCUGCCGUACCAAGACUGCAUGAGCACUGUGGCAGCGUUCAUAUUGGAGAGAGAGGUUGCCGGCAGCCAGAGCUCCUGUGGGGAGUCCUAUGAGCUGGUUGCCCUGGGAACGGGAGACAUUUGCUACGAGGGCUGGAUGGAGUUCAAUGGCCGGACUCUCCACGAUAUGCACGGGCUGGUGGUGGCCCGCAGAGCGCUGAUGAGGUACUUCUACAAGCAGCUCCUCAUGUUCUGCAGCAACGACCCCGCAGCUGUGGAGAAGUGCAUCUUCUGCCUCUCUAAGGACGGGACGCACUUGGCUCUGAAGCCGAGGUUCUUUCUGCACCUCUAUCUGAGCCGCAGGCCAAGUGGAGCUUUGGAGAACUUCCACAUGGUGACAGCCCAGCCAAAGGCACCUGUGGAAGCCUAUGUCAGUUUGAAAGGGAUGCUGAGACCCAUCAAUUACUGCCGUCCUGGCACUCUGGCCUCCUGUGUCUGCUGUGUAUCUGGCAGUGACAAGCUAACCCACUGGGCCGUCUUGGGUGUCCAGGGUGCCCUUUUGAGUCACAUCAUCCACCCGGUCUACAUCACCAGCAUCGUCCUGGCCGAUGCUUACCAAGACAGCGCCAUCCUCCACCAGGUCAUCAAUGACCGGCUGCAGCUGGCCAAUGAGCGCUUGCCAGAGCCCUACCGCCAGAGCCCCGUGCACCUCUUCGAAGGCCCCAGCAUCGCCUCUCUCAACGUGCCGCCCAAAUGUCACACCUGGAGCCUCAACUGGUGUGGUGGAGAUGAAGCACUGGAGCUGGUGAACGGGACGGUGGGGAAGGCAGCGCAGGACAUCACGAACCCGGACAGCCUCUGCCGCCCCAGUCGGCUUUGCAAGGCGGCUAUGCUGAAGUCCUUCAGGAAAGUGGCGAAGGAGAUGGACAGAGGGGACUUGGCCUCCAUGGCCACAUACCACCAAACCAAAGUUCAAGCAGAGGCUUACCAGAAUGUCAAACAGCAGGUCUACGCUCAGCUGAGCUUGCAAGACUUCAGCAGGUGGUCCCAGAAGCGGCUCGUGGACAUCUUUGCUAGCUGAGCUGCUAUCCACACAGGCUAAAGUCCUUCCCAGCUUCGGCGGGAUAAAGGAAGCAGAUAAUCUCCAGUCAAGCAAGUGAAAGGUCUUGAAUAUUGUGGCAUUCAGGGGUGGGGCGGGGGGGCCCCCAGAAGUUUAAAAAUAAUUCUAGUUUCCAUGUUGUCUUCUUUUCUUCCUCGUGUUGCAGUUAGGAGUGGGGCUUUAAGUUAAAGAGGUGUUUCCGUUUGAGUUGUACUCGGGGUCUGUGUGCGUAUGAGAGUGUGUCAUCUAACACACAAAGCAGCAUAAGAAAGGUACUUUGUGUAAGAAGCUAGCAUACCCCUGAAGAUCUUUUAUGUUUUAAAAAGCUGCACGGUUUCAGAAGACGUUCAAAGAGCUGAAGUCUCCAAGUUCUGUUACUGUGGGUUCAAUCUGUGCGUUUUUUAAUGUUAAGGAAUGGUUUUAUGUUUUUUUGCUGUCAGCAUUUGGAAGUCUUCCUUGCUUUAUCAGUUAAUGGAAGAGAUAAUUAAGCCACCUAGUCUUUUGUUUCCCCUUGCAAGGGGUGGAAUUCUGGCAGGAGCUACUUUGCAUAUUAGGCCACACCUCCCUGAUGUAGCCAAUCCUCCAAGAGCUUACAAGGCUCUUUUUUGUAAGCUCUUGGAGGAUUGGCUACAUCAGCAGGGUGUGGCCUAAUAUACAAAGGAGCUCCUGCUAGAAUUCCACCCCUGCUCCUCGCCAUCUAGUUUUCAGUCUGUUUUGAGAGGAAGUCGAGCGUUAAAAUUGACAGGUUUCUGUUGAGUACUGGUGGAAAUUGAGCUUGGUGUUUGGAGUCUGGAAAAGCCCCACUGCUUCUGUACAACAAUCUUUACCAGUUUUCAUCUCAGUAAA
Molecule: messenger RNA, 2172 nt
Organism: Heteronotia binoei (common prickly gecko)
Lineage: Eukaryota; Metazoa; Chordata; Lepidosauria; Squamata; Gekkonidae
Gene: ADAD2
Product: adenosine deaminase domain containing 2
Exons: 9
Coding region: 1-1308 (435 amino acids)
Biological process (GO): RNA processing; adenosine to inosine editing
Cellular component (GO): cytoplasm; nucleolus
Molecular function (GO): double-stranded RNA adenosine deaminase activity; tRNA-specific adenosine deaminase activity; double-stranded RNA binding
Source: RefSeq, a predicted model, not a curated record